Messenger RNA from Lottia gigantea (owl limpet), 703 nucleotides. RefSeq lists its product as hypothetical. The annotation marks the transcript as partial. Lineage: Eukaryota; Metazoa; Mollusca; Gastropoda; Lottiidae. The transcript is spliced from 8 exons. Gene Ontology annotation, biological process: protein processing. Gene Ontology annotation, cellular component: plasma membrane. Gene Ontology annotation, molecular function: metalloendopeptidase activity. The record is from RefSeq and is a predicted model, not a curated record.
UGUUUUGGCAAAUUACGCUCUCUAUCACUUAGUUUUAGACCGUGCUAAAAUCCUUACAGAUUUAUUUCGAGAUAUAUCACAAGAUUAUGAAACGGCUCAAGAAAUGAUAGAAAAUUUACGACAAGCGUUUUUUGAGUUAUUAACAGAAUUAGAUUGGAUGGAUUCUGAUACAAGAGAAUUGGCCAGAGUUAAGUAUAACUAUGGUAAAGACACCUACUUCGACAAUUACAGUGGGGAUCAAGAAAGAAAAGUGGUGGAAAAUUUAAAGGAUUUAAGAAAUGGUGUCUCUAAAGAUGAUUGGUCACUGAAUGCUGCCACAGUUAAUGCCUUUUACAGUCCACAGAAAAAUCAAAUAAUGUUUCCAGCAGGUAUACUUCAGCCACCUUUCUUCAAUAAAGACUAUCCCAAGGCGUUGAAUUAUGGUGGCAUAGGUGUAGUAAUUGGUCACGAGAUCACACACGGCUUUGAUGAUUCAGGUAGACAAUAUGAUAAGGAUGGUAAUCUGUUACAAUGGUGGAGUGAUGAUGCUAUUGACCAGUUUAAAGCUAAGGCUCAAUGUAUUAUAGACCAAUAUUCCACUUAUAUAUUACCGGAAGCAAACAUGAAUGCUUAUAAGAAUGUUAUAGCUAAAGAAGGGGAAGAAGCAAGACUGCCUGGUUUGAAAUAUAAUAAUAAUCAGCUAUUCUUUAUAAAUUUUGGCCAG